AUGGCAAGUGAAUCCUGUCUCCCUGUGAGCGGGGUUGACAGUGCGCGGCAGGCUUUUCCUACCUGCUGGAUUGGUGACUCUCAAACCAAACUUCCAGUUGGUGUAAUCAGAUGUCCGAUAUGCCGCCAAGAAUGCAGACAAAUAGAUCUGGUGGAUAACUACUUUGUAAAAGACACAUCAGAAACACCAAGCAGCUCCGAUGAGAAGUCAGAACAGGUGUGUACAAGCUGUGAAGAUAAUGCCAGUGCUGUUGGAUUUUGUGUAGAGUGUGGGGAAUGGUUGUGCAAGACUUGCAUAGAAGCUCAUCAGCGAGUAAAAUUUACUAAAGAUCAUAUGAUCAGAAAAAAAGAGGAUGUAUCUUCAGAGGCCGUGGGAGCAUCUGGUCAACGUCCUGUUUUCUGUCCUGUCCACAAACAAGAGCAGUUAAAACUUUUCUGUGAAACAUGUGACAGGCUGACAUGCAGAGACUGUCAGUUACUGGAACACAAAGAACACAGGUAUCAGUUUCUGGAAGAAGCUUUUCAGAACCAGAAGGGUGCAAUUGAGAACCUAUUGGCCAAACUUCUUGAGAAGAAGAAUUAUGUAAAUUUUGCAGCUGCCCAGGUUCAGAAUAGGAUAAAAGAAGUAAAUGAAACUAACAAACGAGUAGAACAGGAAAUCAAAGUGGCUAUAUUCACCCUCAUCAAUGAAAUCAAUAAAAAGGGAAAAUCUCUCUUACAGCACCUUGAGAAUGUAACAAAGGAGAGACAGAUGAAGUUAAUACAACAACAAAACGACAUCACUGGUCUUUCACGACAAGUGAAGCAUGUGAUGAACUUUACUAAUUGGGCUAUUGCAAGUGGCAGCAGUACUGCUUUGCUAUACAGUAAACGGCUGAUAACAUUCCAGUUACGUCAUAUUUUAAAGGCACGUUGUGAUCCUGUCCCAGCUGCCAAUGGAGCAAUACGCUUCCAUUGUGACCCUACAUUCUGGGCAAAGAAUGUCGUCAAUUUAGGUAACCUUGUCAUUGAAAAUAAGCCAACUCCUAGUUACACUCCUAAUGUAGUGGUUGGACAAGCUCCUCCAGGAACAAACCACAUCAACAAAGCUCCAGGGCAAAUCAAUCUAGCGCAGCUUCGACUUCAGCAUAUGCAGCAGCAAGUGUAUGCACAAAAACAUCAGCAGCUGCAGCAGAUGAGGAUGGGACAGCCAUCUGGGUCAGUUCCCAGGCAGACGAGUCCACAAAUCUUACAGCAGCAGCCUCCCAGGUUGAUCAGCAUGCAGACCAUGCAGAGGGGUAACAUGAACUGUGGGGCUUUCCAAGCACAUCAGAUGAGAAUGGCUCAGAAUGCUGCUCGUAUACCAGGAAUACCACGCCACAAUGGACCACAAUACUCCAUGAUGCAACCUCACCUUCAAAGACAACAUUCUAACCCUGGACAUGCGGGGCCUUUUCCAGUUGUUUCUGUGCACAACACCACUAUUAAUCCAACUAGUCCUACUACAGCAACAAUGGCAAGUGCAAACCGUGGUCCAACAAGUCCGUCCGUUACAGCAAUUGAACUCAUUCCUUCUGUAACAAACCCAGAAAAUUUACCUUCCCUGCCGGAUAUCCCACCCAUCCAGCUUGAAGAUGCUGGUUCAAGUAAUUUAGAUAACCUUCUAAGUAGAUACAUUACGGGCAGCCACCUACCCCCACAACCUACAAGUACCAUGAAUCCCUCCCCAGGACCUUCAGCUCUAUCUCCAGGGUCAUCAGGUUUGUCCAACUCCCACACUCCUGUAAGGCCACCUAGUACCUCCAGCACAGGUAGCAGAGGAAGCUGUGGCUCGUCGGGCAGAACUGCUGAGAAAACUAGCAUUAACUUCAAGUCUGACCAAGUGAAAGUCAAGCAAGAGCCAGGGACAGAGGAAGAGAUAUGCAGUUUCUCAGGAACAGUAAAACAGGAGAAAACAGAGGAUGGCAGAAGGAGUGCUUGCAUGCUUAGCAGUCCUGAGAGCAGCUUGACACCACCACUAUCCACUAACUUGCAUCUGGAAAGUGAAUUAGAAGCAUUGGGAAGUCUUGAAAAUCAUGUAAAAACUGAACCAGCAGAUUUAAGUGAAAGUUGCAAACAGUCUGGACAUAGCCUUGUAAAUGGAAAAUCCCCAGUGCGGAGUCUAAUGCACCGAUCAGCUAGAAUUGGAGGAGAAGGCAAUAACAAAGAUGAUGAUCCAAAUGAAGACUGGUGUGCUGUAUGCCAAAAUGGAGGGGAUCUGUUAUGUUGUGAAAAGUGCCCAAAGGUGUUUCACCUGACUUGUCAUGUACCAACACUCCUCAGCUUUCCAAGUGGAGAGUGGAUAUGUACAUUCUGCAGAGAUCUGAGCAAACCAGAAGUAGAAUAUGAUUGUGACAAUUCACAACACAGCAAGAAAGGGAAAACAGCACAAGGUCUGAGCCCUGUGGACCAAAGGAAAUGUGAACGUCUCCUGCUUUACCUGUAUUGUCAUGAGCUGAGCAUUGAAUUUCAAGAGCCAGUCCCAGCCUCGAUACCAAACUACUAUAAAAUUAUAAAGAAACCAAUGGAUUUAUCUACAGUGAAAAAGAAACUGCAAAAGAAGCAUUCCCAACACUACCAGACUCCUGAGGAUUUUGUGGCAGAUGUCCGGUUGAUAUUCAAGAACUGUGAAAGGUUUAAUGAAAUGAUGAAAGUUGUUCAAGUUUAUGCAGAAACACAAGAGAUUAAUUUGAAGGCUGAUUCAGAAGUAGCACAGGCAGGGAAGGCAGUUGCAUUAUACUUUGAAGAUAAACUUACAGAGAUCUACCCAGACAGGACCUUCCAGCCUUUGCCUGAAUUUGAGCAGGAAGAGGAUGAUGGUGAAAUAACUGAGGACUCCGAUGAAGAUUUUAUACAACCACGUAGAAAACGCCUAAAAUCAGAUGAGAGACCAGUGCAUAUAAAGUAAUCUAAUGAUAUGGACCUAAAAUUUAUUGUAAAAACUGUUAUUUAAGUGUUCCUGGAAUAUUAUCAUGCCUACAGUGGUCAUCUUGAAGAAGCUGAUAGCUUUUUAAACAGUAUUAGAUUACAAAAAACACUUGUACAGAAAAGCAUUCUCAUCAAAAGGGGAAAAAAACCUGUAUUGUAAAUUUUUGGUUGUGGGGGUGUCGCUGUUGCCCAAAAAAAACCCCCGAUUAUUUGCUAUAUUUUUUCUUUUCCUGAUGGAGGGGACACACUCAUCCUGGUCUCACAGGUAGAGGUGGAUGAAUGUUGAAGAGAAGCAGGUGUGAUAAGAGAUGUUCCAUGUACAGAUAAGACUGCUUAGUAAAAUGUUCUGCAGGACUGGACCAAUACAGUUACUGUAUCUUGCAUUCAUGCUGGAUUGCAGUGUAAACUGCAAGCAAUGUUUCUGAAACCCCCUCUUUGUGUGAACUUAAGUGCGUGUUGGUCAUUGCUUUUAUCAUCUCAUUUAAGUGGUAUUGUGAAUAACUGAUCUUCCGUGUUGAUCCAAUUAUCUAAAUUUGACUUUCUUUACUACAUUUUAUGUAUA
Molecule: messenger RNA, 3507 nt
Organism: Pelecanus crispus (Dalmatian pelican)
Lineage: Eukaryota; Metazoa; Chordata; Aves; Pelecaniformes; Pelecanidae
Source: RefSeq, a predicted model, not a curated record